Molecule: messenger RNA, 1926 nt
Organism: Brassica oleracea var. oleracea
Lineage: Eukaryota; Viridiplantae; Streptophyta; Magnoliopsida; Brassicales; Brassicaceae
Product: protein NETWORKED 4A
Exons: 4
Coding region: 104-1891 (595 amino acids)
Source: RefSeq, a predicted model, not a curated record
GAAAUCAGAUUUCUCCGAGGACUGCGGAGAAAGGACCAUUUGAGUUUUAGAUUUACCUGAGACAAUAACAAGCAUCCUGAGAGUUUAUUUUAACUUCUUGGAAAUGGAGCAAGCAAAAACAGAAGUUGAGAAGAAAGUGUCAAGACUUCUAAAAUUCCUCCAAAACAAAAACAAGAUCCCAAGAGAUUCAAAGAGAGAGCUUCUAGCGAUUGCUACCGAUCUCCAAGAGCAUUGUCAAUCUCUUUAUUCUUCCAUUGAUGAUUUUCAACAAGAUUUGGAUCCGACAAGAAGCGGCGGCAGAAGUAAAGUGCAAUCGCGCGUUGCUUCAUCGGAAGAUAUAGAGAAUCUUGUUGAGCAAGGAAGCAAGCUUGAAGCAUUGAGGAACGAGGCUGAAGAGAAAGAACAUGCACUGGCUUUACGCGUGAAGGAGCUAGAGCGAGAGCUAGGAGAGGCGAAAGCUGAGUGUGAUCGUCGUAAGGGAGAUUUGGAAGAAGAGAUUGAGAUGAAAGCUGGCGAAAGUAAGCAGCUAGGAGAGAUGAACAAAGGGCUUAGGUCUCAGAUCUCCGGUUUGAAACUGGUUUUGAAAGAAACAGGAGAUGAGAUAUCGACACUUGUGAACAAGUUUGGGAAGAGUGAGUUAGGUUUAACGUCGAGGAUUGAAGAUUUGAAGUGCCAGUUGAGAAACUUGGAGCAGGAGAUUGGUUUUCUCCGCGAGAGGAACGCGGAAUUGACUGGAAGCUUUCAAGUCAAGAGAGUUGAGGACAAAGAACGUGUAAACGGCUUGAUGGAUCAGGUAAGUAGUUUGAAACAUGAGCUUGAAUCCUUGCGGAACAAGAAAGUCGAACAAGUUACAGAGAAAGAUAUGCAAGGGAGGAGUGUGGAACAAGAAACAGAUAAAGAGAGGAAUAAGUUGAAUGAAGAGAUUGACCAUCUUAGAGAAGAAAAUAAGGAGCUGCACACAAGAAUCACAGAACUUGAAUCAUCACAGAUGGAAAGAGAGAUCAAAAAUACCGAUGAAAAUGAAGAUAAGAGCAAGAAACUGGACGCUGAACUUUCUCAUCAGAAGAAACUGGCCAAGGAACAAGAUGAUGUUAUUAACAGGCUAUCGGAAAAAGUCAAGGAUCAGGAAAGACUUGUGAAAGAACAGAAAGAGACCAUUGACAAGUUCUCUGAAGAUCUGAAGCAAUCAAAGCGUUGGUCACUUGGUUCAAGCCGAGACUCGAAGCUGAAUCCAAAUGCCAUAGAGAAGAAAAUAGAAGAAAUAGCUGAAGAUUUCCGGAUGAAGAUAGAAGACCAUAUCAGGAUACUGUACAGGAGGAUCCAUGUAGCUGAACAAAUACACUUGGAGAGCAAGAACGAAUAUAUCAAAAUACGAGACAUUGUUCAAGAAAACAAAGAAACUAGAGAGAGUUUGCUCUUUUACCAAACCCAUUUCAAAAGAAUCAAAGACACUUGGGAAAAAGGGUACACAAGAUCGACCAAGAAGCUAGAGGAAGCAGAGGAACACACGGGCAGAGUUGCUAGGUUAGCAAAAGAGAUUGAUUCAGCGAAGAUUUGGGUGUGUGAGAAGAAGAGCGAGUUGGAAACUCUAGCUGCAAAGCUAGAAUGCGGAGAAGCUCAAGAGACUUUGUUGAAAGAGAAAUUAUCUAAGCUAGAGAAGAAACUUGCAGAAGAAGGUACAGAGAAAUUGAGUCUAGCAAAGGUUGUGACCAAAUUUGAAGCGAGAAUUAAAGAGCUUGAGAUCAAUGUGAAGGGACGAGAAAUUGAAUUGUUGAGCUUAGGGGAAGAGAAGAGAGAAGCAAUUAGACAACUCUGUGUUCUCGUGGAUUAUCAAAGAGAUCGAUACGAUGACCUCAAGAAAUCAGUCUUAAAGGUUUCUCUUAAGACCUAAUGUCACAAAACUCAACUCUUUUGUCUUCCUUUUCA